CGCGCCGCCUGCGCGGGGCCGCUGGCUGCACACACCCUGGGAGACUGGGGCGGAGGAACGGGCAGAGUCCGCUCCCGGCGCCCGGGACGACGAGGAGUCGGACCUUCGCUGCCGUCGCCGCCGCCCGCGCCCGGCCGGAUCAAAGGGAGUUCUUUUGAAUAAUGACAUGGUGAGAUUUGCAUUUGAGAAAUCACUGCCUGAAGAUUGAUUUAUGGGGCAAGACCAAAGGCAAGGAGACACGUCAGGAGAUAGUCUGGUAAUCCAGAUGAGAGGAAUAAGGCCUUAGCUCAAUGGCUACUAGCAGAAGAUGGUGGAUCGCUUGGCAAACAGCGAAGCAAAUACUAGACGUAUAAAUAUAGUAGAAAACUGUUUUGGAGCAGCUGGUCAACCCUUAACUAUACCAGGAAGGGUUCUUAUUGGAGAAGGAGUAUUGACUAAGUUGUGCAGAAAAAAGCCCAAAGCAAGGCAGUUUUUCUUAUUUAAUGAUAUUCUUGUAUAUGGCAAUAUUGUCAUCCAGAAGAAAAAAUAUAACAAACAACAUAUUAUUCCCCUGGAAAAUGUCACUAUUGAUUCCAUCAAAGAUGAGGGAGACUUAAGGAAUGGAUGGCUUAUCAAGACACCAACUAAGUCAUUUGCAGUUUAUGCUGCCACUGCCACUGAGAAAUCAGAAUGGAUGAAUCACAUAAAUAAAUGUGUUACUGACUUACUCUCCAAAAGUGGGAAGACACCCAGUAAUGAACAUGCUGCUGUCUGGGUUCCUGACUCUGAGGCAACUGUAUGUAUGCGUUGUCAGAAAGCAAAAUUCACACCUGUUAAUCGUCGUCACCAUUGCCGCAAAUGUGGUUUUGUUGUCUGUGGGCCCUGCUCUGAAAAGAGAUUUCUUCUUCCAAGCCAGUCCUCUAAGCCUGUGCGGAUUUGUGACUUCUGCUAUGACCUGCUUUCCACCGGGGACAUGGCCACGUGCCAGCCUACUAGAUCAGACUCUUACAGUCAAUCAUUGAAGUCUCCUUUAAAUGAUGUAUCUGAUGAUGAUGAUGAUGAUGAUAGUAGUGACUAAGGACAUAUUUUGAAAUAUUUAAUUGGGUGUGACUACCUGAGAAAUCAGCUCUGGGGGAACAUAGAAUUCUGAGCUUUCUCUCAGUUUUGCUCUAGCCGUGAAUUUGCCUGAGAAUCUUUUAACCUAUGUGCCUCGAUAUAUUCUAUAGACAAUAGGUCCUGUCAUUUUGUCCCCCCACCCCCACCCAACUCCCCGCUCUUCUACAGGGAUAGACUUUUGCAAAUCUACCAGAUAAAUUUUUGGUUUCUUACUCUUGUUUAAUUUUAGAUUAUUUUGUUGGAAGGUUGAGAAAAGAUUUUUUUUUAACAGAUCAUGUAUUACAUUGAUGUUUACUAUAUGUUCUGUUAUAUGGAAAUACUAAAAGCAAAAAAUGAUGGAAAAAGUUGUAUAACGCAGUUAGCUAAUAUUAUUAGCUUUUUUCCUAACCAUUCUAUGUAAUGGUUAAGACACCAGUAACAAAAAAACGUGAUUUGAAAAUACUUUGUUCGGCUUUUUCAUAUACCAAGUGGUGCCUUAUCAUAAUAGCACUGUUACAUGAAAUAAGCCCCUACCUUCUCACUUUUAGUUUGUUUUGAAAAUACACUGGUGCUCUUUGAGGUGAUAAAAUGAGCAUUUAUGAAUGGGUAUACUUAGAAAAUACUUCUCAUCUGCAAGCUACAAAUAACUAAAUUUAGAGCUUCUUCAUUUUAUAUGAAUAUUUUUCCAUAAAAUAGUUGUGAUUAUAUUUUUAUGUUUUAUAGGUACCAAAUUGUCAAAUAUAUAUUUUAAAUUAAUAGGUUGUCAUUCUUAGGGAUUUGAUUUGAAAUUUAUCAAAUACAGAAUUGUCACACUGCAUUAGUUUCUACUUUUAGUAAGUAGAAGUAAGUAAGAAGUAGGUAUAAAUUCAUCUGCUUUAACAUUAUUUCUAGAAUGAAAAAUCUUACAAAACUUUUGAAAUUAAACAAUCUCUUUAAAAAAAAAAAAAAUCCCACGAUAGAGCAUAGAUCUACUUGGGCUGAAGACUUGGAAGAAAUAAUGUGUAAGAAUGAUGAAGACGGACCAGUUAAGUUUGACUAGACUUAUAUUGGUGGAAGUAUUGUCUAUUUCAGUGUGAAACUAUCUUGAAUUUGCAAAUAUAGUGUUAUAUUUUAUAAAGUUUUGUAAAGUCCCAAAUGAUACUUCUAUUUUUGUAAAACAAUUAUAUGUUAAUCUGUUUCUGAAAUCAUUUUGCAAUCUAUAGAAAUAGAGUAGCAAUUGAUCUUUCUAAAUUGUAAACUUUAUUGAGUCAGCCUAGAUUGCUUUUGAGAAUUAGUAAUUUUUCACUUUUUGCUUUUGAGGCAGCCAUUUAGGUUGAAAGUAUAUUUAUCAUAUAAAACUUGAUGCAUUUUGCACUAUUCUCUCCAUUUGUAUGCUGCAAAUAACUACAGUCUUUCAAAUAUGAAAAAAUCAGCCUAAAGUUUAUUUUAAAUUCCAAACUUCUGUGUUUUUAAAUAUUUAAAUCUGGAUAUAUUGCAGAUGUCAUGACUGUUUGAUUCAGUAAUAUGACAGAGAAUUUUUGGGUUUGGUUAAGGCACUAACUUUACUGUUAGAUUGUGAAAGCAUCUGAGAUACAUAGACUUCCCUGUAGGAAAUGUGAAACAAAGCCACAACAGGUUUUUUUGUUUGUUUUAAUAUCAUAUGGACAUUUGUUUCCAAGCAAUAUAUACAGUAUAAUUGCAGUAUAAUUAAUCAACAUAUCUCAAAAAGACCAUGAAGCCUGAGAAGUGCUAAUGGAGACUUUCUGGUACAUAGCAACCCAGCAAAUUCAAGAACCAAGGGGAAAUCUGGGAUGACAUUUGCAUUGUCAACCUCUGUUGACUGUUCUUACAAUAAAAAAUAUUUUACAACUUAA
Neofelis nebulosa (Clouded leopard) is the source of this 2927-nucleotide messenger RNA. RefSeq names its product pleckstrin homology and FYVE domain containing 2 (gene PLEKHF2). The record is from RefSeq and is a predicted model, not a curated record. Lineage: Eukaryota; Metazoa; Chordata; Mammalia; Carnivora; Felidae. Gene Ontology annotation, molecular function: metal ion binding; phosphatidylinositol binding. Bases 308 to 1057 code for a protein of 249 amino acids. The transcript has 3 exons.